GUUUAGUAUUAUUACUAAACAAUAAACAAUACAGACGAGAGAAGAAGCUUACCCAAAAAAACCGCAUAACGUUACAAUAAUUCAACAAUAUUAAAACAAAACAAGAAAUUGAGAGAAUAAAUACGAAAAAACUUUGAACUGCUCGAAGCUUGAACAAAAGACGAGAGAAGAAGGGAAGAUUCAUCAAUGGAGCGUCCUCCAGAAAGAUCGAAACGCCUCCAUAACUUCACCUUACCUUAUCUCCGUUGGGGUCAACAAAGAUUCCUCAGAUGCGUCAAUCUACCUUCACAUCAUCUUCCUUCUUCUUCUUCCUCUCCUUCUCCAGAUCACGCAGCCAACAGAUCUGUUGUGGCGGCGGUUCGUCCGUGGAAUCUGAGGACGAGAAGAGCUGCGUGUAGUGAACCUGGAGACGAAUCUCCGGCGAAGAUCGAAAUCGGCGUGAGGAGAGGUGUAGUAAAUGGAGAAGAAAUGGAGAAGGAUGAGAAAUUGAAAUUCUCGGUUUCGUUGAUGAAGAAAGAGAUCGAAGAGGAUUUUUCGAACAUGAUUGGGAAAAGACUUCCAAGGAGACCUAAGAAGAGACCAAGAACUGUUCAGAAGAAACUCAAUACGAUUUUUCCUGGAUUGUGGUUGUCAGAAGAAGUAACGAUAGAUUCAUAUGACGUCCCUGAAGCUCUUGAAACGUGAUAAAGGAGUUAACUUCUUUUGUUUUAUCUGUUCUCGAGACAUUCUCAAGUUGUCAUUGUAAGCGAAGGAAAGUGUAGCGAUCGUCCGUGAAGAAACCCAAUUUCUGGUUUCUUCUAUUACGGAUAUUCAUCAUGUUUUAGUUUAGAAGAUUGUAGUAUUGGUAUUCAUCACCAGUCUAGUUGUAAUCUCCAGCUGUUUGUUUUUUUUGUAAUUUCUGGUUUCUUGAGUAUGUUUUAUGACUCGGUUCAAGAACUUGCUGCUCGUUUCACCAAUGGUUACAUUUGAAAACA
Molecule: messenger RNA, 974 nt
Organism: Brassica napus (rape)
Lineage: Eukaryota; Viridiplantae; Streptophyta; Magnoliopsida; Brassicales; Brassicaceae
Exons: 2
Coding region: 187-684 (165 amino acids)
Source: RefSeq, a predicted model, not a curated record